AUGGAUCAGCAAGCUCAUGGACAGCCCCAUGUCAUGGGAGUAGUUGGUGGUGGAGCUCAAAUGCCAUAUGGUGCAAAUCAAUAUCAAGGUAACCAAAUGCUUGGGGCUAAUCCCUCUGGAUCAAUUGCCGCAUCUGUACAGUCUCCCGCUCAGCCAGCAGGUUUCACGGCCUCCCCUGCUCAGCUUGCACAACACCAACUUGCUUAUCAGCAUAUCCACCAGCAGCAGCAACAGCAACUACAGCAACAACUCUCGUCUUUUUGGACGGAUCAGUACCGAGAAAUUGAGCAGACAACUGACUUCAAGAACCAUAGCCUACCACUGGCAAGGAUCAAGAAGAUCAUGAAGGCAGACGAGGAUGUACGAAUGAUAUCUGCUGAGGCACCUGUCAUAUUUGCCAGAGCCUGUGAGAUGUUCAUCUUGGAGUUGACACUGCGUUCGUGGAAUCACACAGAGGAGAACAAGCGGCGGACACUCCAGAAGAAUGACAUCGCAGCAGCGAUCACAAGGACUGAUAUCUUUGACUUUCUGGUUGAUAUUGUGCCCAGAGAGGAUCUGAAAGAUGAGGUACUUGCGUCAAUGCCUCGAGGGGGGACCCUGCCUGUUGGAUGUCCAACAGACCCUCUUCCUUAUUACUAUAUGGCACCUCAACAUUCACCACAGAUUGGAACUCCAGGGAUGAUCAUGGGUAAGCCUAUGGUGGAUCAGGCAAUGUAUUCUCAACAGCCUCGUCCUUACAUGUCUCAGCAGAUGUGGCCUCAACCACCACAGCAGCAACCACCACCCAUGGAUUCUUGAGAGUGGGAGGACAGUAAAACACUUUUUAAGUCGAUUACCAUACUCUGUCAGUGAAUAGUUUGGAGGACAGUGCGAGUGAGCAAACUAUAUUUUUAUUUGCUUGGCUUUGGGGUACAUAUGUGACUCCAAUGGCUAAUACAAGCAUAGAUGAAAGAGAACAUGGCAUUUGGCUUUUGUCUAUUGUGUUUACCUUUUACUAUAGAUAAUUAAUUCCCUUCUAUAUUUCAGUUUGCUUAACUGUUAGGUUCCUUUGUGACAGAUCUGCUUCUUGUGAAGCAUCUAUAUUUAAGGAAUAACAGAUUUUCUUAUGGAA
Molecule: messenger RNA, 1111 nt
Organism: Telopea speciosissima
Lineage: Eukaryota; Viridiplantae; Streptophyta; Magnoliopsida; Proteales; Proteaceae
Product: nuclear transcription factor Y subunit C-3
Exons: 1
Coding region: 1-798 (265 amino acids)
Biological process (GO): regulation of DNA-templated transcription
Cellular component (GO): nucleus
Molecular function (GO): protein heterodimerization activity; DNA binding; DNA-binding transcription activator activity, RNA polymerase II-specific
Source: RefSeq, a predicted model, not a curated record